This is a messenger RNA of Dictyostelium purpureum, 476 nucleotides long. RefSeq lists its product as uncharacterized. The record is from RefSeq and is a predicted model, not a curated record. Gene Ontology annotation, biological process: extracellular matrix organization. The coding region runs from base 1 to 423 and encodes 140 amino acids. Gene Ontology annotation, cellular component: extracellular matrix. Gene Ontology annotation, molecular function: polysaccharide binding; hydrolase activity, hydrolyzing O-glycosyl compounds; extracellular matrix structural constituent. Lineage: Eukaryota; Evosea; Eumycetozoa; Dictyosteliales; Dictyosteliaceae. The transcript has 2 exons.
AUGAAAUUCUUAUUUGUUUUAUUAGGUUUAUUAUUAACCGUUGCUUUAUCAUCUGCUUUCCUAUCCAUAACAUUUGAUGCUGUUUGCUCAUGUAUCCCAAUCAAUGACUGUCAUGAGGUUACUUUAUCCCAAAAAGUUAUUGGUUCCUGGACUGACAGUCCAUGUGGUAAAACUUACACUCAAUAUGAUGUUACCAUUAAAAAUAACUUAAAUAGAGAUGUCAAAAAUAUUUUCAUUGGAACUGAUCACACCUUAAAUUUACGUGACUCAAGCUCAAUCUGGAAUAUUGUUCGUUUACCAAACGGUGUUUUAACCCUUCCAUCAUACCAACCAUCAAUCAAUGCUGGUGCUUCUUUCACUUUUGGUUUCAUUCUUGAAGGUACCAAAGCUGCUAAUUUAAAUAUUUUAGCUGUUACUUUUUAAAUAGUAAUUUCACUAAUUAAAUAAAAUUAUACAUUUUAUAUUAUUUUUAAUUU